AUGGACAAUUUACCUUUUGGAGUACGUUUCUGCCCCACAGAUGAAGAGUUGAUCACGCACUAUCUAAAAAACAAGGUAACGGAACAGCCAUUACCAUCAGACAAAUUCACGAUAGAAAGAGAUAUCUAUGGGGAGAACGAGACAGCAACGCCUUGGAUUCUGUUUGGCGAGGAUGCUCCAUGGCAGACACCAGUGGUGGAUGCUUUUGGUAAGGUGUUUGUUCAUCAGAAGGUACUCUAUGUUUUCACAAAGCUGUUGAAUGUUGGAAAGUCCAGCGACAAGAAUAAGAAGAGAAUCGCGGGUUGUGGCAAUUGGCAUAACAAUUCGGCACCAGAGCCUAUCAUGAAGAACUGGGGAUGGGGUUAUCAGCUGAUUGGCAACAAAGGACGUUCACCUAUCGAUCCAAGGAGGAGACUGUCGGCCAUUGGACGAUGCACGAGUAUGAGCUUGGUGGUGCAAAUAAAGAGGGAUGACUCGAAAAGCUCCAAGGGAGGAAGACUUCUAUCUUGGAAGAAUUCCAGGUUUGCCAUGGUGCAAUUUAAUGAAGAUGACGAGGUAAUAGUCGAACCAGUGAUGGGAAAUUCAGUUCCUAAGGCAACAUUAGGCAAGAGAAAAUCAGUUUCUGGGGAAGGCAAACAACCUGAGGAGACUGAGAAUUUCAGAAGAGGUUAUAUCCAGUAUCGUGGAGAUGGGAUUGAAUCUUCUGGCUUGAAAUUAGUCCAGGAGGAGUCAAGUACAAGUGUUAACAACUACUCAAACCCGUUUGAUCUGAAGAAUGUAAAGCAAGGAAACUCAAACGGGGAUUCUUCAUCAACUAUGGAUGAUUUGUUUCAAUUUCAACCUGUAAAUUUGUCGUGA
Messenger RNA from Coffea arabica (coffee), 858 nucleotides. The record is from RefSeq and is a predicted model, not a curated record. Lineage: Eukaryota; Viridiplantae; Streptophyta; Magnoliopsida; Gentianales; Rubiaceae.